AUGUCAUUGCCAAAGUUUAAGCCUGAUCCCCGGAGGGUAGUCUGCCGCUGCCAAACGUCGGGCUGCUACAAGGGUAUUUAUAUUGAUGCAAUGGGUAUUUCACACCAAGGCAUAGAAGUGGUUCCAGCCACAAGGGAAGCACACGAGCGUGCUGACAAACACAGUCGGAUUCAAUCAGUGUCUGCGUUGGGGGGUGAUCAAGAUCCAACAAGGCCAAAGGAUAACAUCAUAUCUGAUUUUGAUCAACUGACCUUGACCUCCCACUUGGUAACCCAGCAUUCGUCUCAAAACAACACAUCAUCCAGCAAUAUAGUUGAAUGCACUGAUAGUCAUGGCGGCUUGAACCCUAUGACCGAUUCAAGAACCGAGACUUUGAUGAACAACAAUCAACAGCAGUCUGUUGAUUCUCAAGUACUGGCAGCUGCUCAGAAAGCAAGAGAGAGAAGCGUGAAUGAGUAUGAUUGCAAAAACACUUUUGAUACAGUACAGAUUCACAGAGCCAACAAGACCAAAGAGUAUAAAAAGCUUGAAUUACAGAUCAGAUUUAGUAAACAUGCCGAAUAA
Molecule: messenger RNA, 564 nt
Organism: Melampsora larici-populina 98AG31
Lineage: Eukaryota; Fungi; Basidiomycota; Pucciniomycetes; Pucciniales; Melampsoraceae
Exons: 3
Coding region: 1-564 (187 amino acids)
Source: RefSeq, a predicted model, not a curated record